This is a messenger RNA of Exophiala viscosa, 2397 nucleotides long. RefSeq lists its product as uncharacterized. Bases 202 to 2034 code for a protein of 610 amino acids. The record is from RefSeq and is a predicted model, not a curated record. The transcript has a single exon. Lineage: Eukaryota; Fungi; Ascomycota; Eurotiomycetes; Chaetothyriales; Herpotrichiellaceae.
UCAGGCUGCCCCCGCAUGAAGUACCUCGACAGGCCCAUGCCACCUUCCUCACGAGAUGGGUGCCUUCCCAGGAUGGACUUGCUUGAGUGCGGUGUUGCUGUUCAUCAACAUAUUGUUGCACUCCACAUCACCGAACGUGCAUUCGAUUCAUUCAACCCUAUCACUCAGUCCUAAGUCUUGGUUGCUGAACAUCUUUUGAGAAUGCAUCCCUUUCACAAAGAGGUCUCCUCAUACUUCGACGUCCCUGUUACGCGGAAGGACGCUGCAUCGACGCCCGCUCUGACGCCCGUCUCUCCAACAGCUAGUCCUGUCGAUACCCGGCGACGGCCACCUAUCGUUAUACACUCUGACUGGCAACCCGUCUCCGAAGAUGAAUCCAUACACAAAAGGAUUUACGUGCAAACCCCUGUGCAUACCGUACCGGAAGAUUCACUCAGUCUCGACCACCAGUUGGCCUUAAACCCUCCUCUGCCAGACGAUCCUGAUUAUAAGACCUCGCCAAAGGGCACCAGGAGAAAUAAGACUGAAAGCUCACCGGACACUCCCACAGGCCAUACGGUCCGUCCUCCAUCUCUGAAAUCCGACAGUACAUCUCCAGGCAGCGGCCUGGCUCCUUCGAGGGAGGGUCGCCCAAGCACGCCUCGACGCCAGAGACCAGGCCACGAAUGGUCUAGAACAAUGUCAGGCAGCAUUUGGAUACAAAAUAAGAAGUCCUCGAUGGACACAGAGGCGAGACGGCCAUCCAAUCAAACCAUGUCUACUACCGGUACACCACGCACGCCAGGAUCUGUACAACUCACCAUUCGUACAGAUCAGACUCCGUUGAGGCCGCCGAUGACGAAAAGUCAUAGCACCGUUGAAAUCUCCGAGUCAAGCUCCAUCAAGGUCGAAACUUAUUUCCCAGAACAGCCUCUGAAGGUAGCAAAGCUGGACACUCCGUCUGAGGAAACUCCGCGUGUGCAAUCAUCUCGUAACAGCUCGAUCAAUCCUAAACGCUUGUUUUCGGCCCCGUUGCUGUACAUCCGUCGAGCGAGCACGCCAAAAGAAUCCAAGCAGACUCCAGGUACUCCACCAACGUCACCCGUGUUGCCGAAGCCGAGGGCGGUUCGGCUUGGGGCUCAUCCUGACCAGCUCAAGAGGAACCAUACGGCGGAGGCCCUCCAGCACGUAUCUGCUAUUUUACAGGACACGACGAAGUCCAUUCCUCCUUCUCCGUCAAGGCUGGCACCACCUUCUCCUGGCCUUCUUCGACCACCAAUGGUACGGACUUUUUCGGAGAUACCGCCUACGUCGAAAAACAGAGGGUUGGUCCAUACUGCAGAAGGCAUUGUAUCCCAACUCUCCUUCUACCACCGGAAGAGUGUUGAGCAACUUCCGGGCGUUGAUUCAUACACAUCGAGUCAGCUUAGUCUCCGUCUGGGUCCUGAACCAGCCAACACCCCAGAAGAACGCGCCACAUACAAGGUGAAAAGAAGCCCCAGUGCAGAGACGGAAGAAUAUCUGAAGAUCGAUAUCAGUAUUCGCGGUGGGACCAGUUACCUUCCAAGUGAGGCACGUCGCAUACAUACUCCACCCCUACCCGAAGCGGGCGCAGACGGCAAAUGGCGUGGCUUCUUUUUCGACUAUAACGCACCAGCGGUGGAUGGAUCUGGCCCGUCGGCGUCUGCAUUAUCGACUGGAAGCGUAACUACAAGCAGUGGUGGAGAUGAUGGAAACAAGUCACCAUCGUUCUUCAAGGACCUUGGGAGGAGAAAGUGCAAACGGUCCGGUCGUGUUGUCAGUGGGGACUGGUACGAUGUCAAGCUGAAGCAACUCGAAGCCGAUUCAGAACCUGCAAAGAUCGAUCGAGAGUCGAAAUGUGGCGAGAAAAGGCUGAAUACUCAGAAGCUCUUCACAAAAGCACCACCAGUAAGGGCCGACUCGCAGUUUGACAUGACGAUACCGGAACAUCUACCGUCUAGUCCGCUCUGCCCAAGGCAUCCAAAAUACUGGCGUGUGGUCAAAGGCAAGGGUAGCCAGUUCCGUGGAUGUUAGAUGCAUGGCAUUGGUGUGGAUGAACGCGCUGGCAUGCCAAAGGUGGUCAGACCCAAUGUGUCUGUGGUGGACUCCUAAGCCAACAACUAGAAUAGUAUCGAUUCCUCUAUUGUUAGCCAAAAGAAGAAACAUGAUAAACCUGUGAAAUGUACAGGGCGUCCUCCCAAAUGUAAAUCGAUGUUAUUUUCGUUGAGACGAGGCUUGCCGUGAAAGUGCUCCUCGUGUUUAAUGGCUGUAUGUUAUAUGUCUUGCUCCCGACGUCCGACAGACUUCCAGUAAAGGUAGGCAGUCGUUGCCGUCAAAGUCCCCCCGGGAUGCAAUCUGCUGCUCUUAUAUCAUAGCUCUCCGAACUGUUCCUCAUAU